This is a messenger RNA of Folsomia candida, 3912 nucleotides long. Its product is annotated as narbonolide/10-deoxymethynolide synthase PikA2, modules 3 and 4. The transcript is spliced from 12 exons. Lineage: Eukaryota; Metazoa; Arthropoda; Collembola; Entomobryomorpha; Isotomidae. Gene Ontology annotation, molecular function: fatty acid synthase activity; 3-oxoacyl-[acyl-carrier-protein] synthase activity. Bases 1 to 3912 code for a protein of 1303 amino acids. Gene Ontology annotation, biological process: fatty acid biosynthetic process. The record is from RefSeq and is a predicted model, not a curated record.
AUGAAGGAAGGAGUUGGACACGAUGGUGCAUGGGUGACAUAUGCCCGAACGGAGGAAGAAGCCAAGAAAGCCCUCGUUCUACUCCAAUCCCUGCGGAAUUGUUGCACGAAUCGGAACGUGGUUCUCAUCGUGGGGUCAGGUCUCCCCGAGAAAAUUAGUGUUCUACUCAACAAGGUGUUUGACGCGGUCUUCCCACUAGUCGUUACGAAAUUCUCUUUAGAAUCGGAAUUCUUGAAUGAAGUGUUUCUGCAAGUUUGUUCGCUAACGAUUUUUAAACGUGUGAUACUUCUGGAACCCGAAUCCUUGGUAUUGGAAAAUUUUGAUGACUUGUUCGUAAAAAGUGGGGGACUGGUUUACUUGGCCAAAAAAACCGACGAACUAGUCCCAAUUCUAUUCCAACCUUCGAUGCAAUUAUGUCACGAAUUUCGGCAAAGUCUUAACGGCGGUGGGAGUAUUCGACAAAUACUAUUGUCGAAAUUUAAAGUAAAUUGGUUAGAAACCGAAUGUUUGGUCCGGAAUCUAAUGAAUCCCCAAACAUUGUCAACUGACAUCGAAUCCAAGGAAAUUUUUGAGAUUAUGGCUCAUUACCGGAGUCUUGAAGCUUAUGUCGACAACAUGUUGAACAGAGGUGGAGAUAGUCAGCAUCCUAUUAAGAGGGAACCAAUAGCCAUCAUCGGAAUGUCGUGUCGUUUGCCAGGAUCAAACAACAUAUCAGAAUUCUGGAAACUCUUUACAGAAGCAAAGUGUGCAAUUGGACCACUUCCGAAAGAUCGCUGGACAAAGGAGCAAGGCUACGACUUGACCAAUGUACAGCUGGAAAUCCAGGCUGGUUGGUUGUCUUGCCCAGUUGACUCGUGUGACCCGAAGUUCUUCGGCAUUAGUAAAACCGAACUGGUUUGGAUCGAUCCGCAACAACGAAUUUUGCUUGAACUUGUUUGGGAAGCUAUGGAAAAUGCUGGAGUUACUGCGUCAUCGUUGAACGAAACCAACACUGGAGUGUUUUCGGGGGUUUGGAGACAGGAAUAUUUGGAACUAACGAACAAAUGGAAAAACCAUGGAGACUGGUAUCGAAACUAUAUGGGAAAUUCAAUUGGUACCCUAUCCGCUCGCGUGGCCCAUUUUCUCGAACUCACUGGCCCAAAUAUAUCGACAGAAUCAGGCUGUUCUUCCUCUGGCGUCGCGCUUGGCUUAGCUAUUAAAGCCUUACGCAACGGAGAAACAAAUUUGGCUUUUGUUUGCGGGGCAAACAUAUUUGUCACCGCUUUCGAUUUUAGUGAAUUAAUACACGUUAUUUCACCCGAGUAUCGGAGCCGAGUUUUCGAUGCUGAUGCUGACGGUUAUGUUCGGGGCGAAGGUUGUGGCGUUCUUCUCCUUAAGCGAUUGUCGGACGCCGUAAGGGAUGGCGACAGGAUCCAUGGAGUAAUUCUUGGUUAUGGUCAAUCUCAAGACGGUGUAAGUAAGAGUAUGGGUACACCCACUGUUGGUGGCGAAGCUAGUGCUAUGCAAAUGGCCCUUAACGACGCAGGCAUAAGCCCCGUUGACGUUCAACUAGUGGAAGCACACGGGACGGGCACAGCUGUGGGUGAUCCAAUGGAGAUGAAAGCAAUCGAACAGGUGUAUGCGUCUCCAGACAGGAAGAACCCCUUAAUAAUUACUGCAGGGAAGGCAAAUAUAGGCCACACAGAAUCCACUUCUUGCCUGGCUGGAAUAAUAAAAACAUUGGAAAUGAUGAAGCACAAUUAUAUCCCGAAACAAAUAGGGUUGGAAAACAUUAACCCCCAAAUCCUACCUGUGCUCGCCAAAAUUCCAGCAGAAAUAUCAGAAUGGGACCCAAAAUUGAGCCUUUCCUUUAAGCAUGUACCGGAAGUGGAAAUCCCAGCCAUAAAUAUCUUGACCAUCUCGGCAAAAACGGAUAUCGGCUUGGAAGAAACGAUCAAUCGAUUCAAGGAAUUCCUUUCGCUUCCCUACGAUAGUUUUGAUGAUGUAGCGUACACUGCAAAUACGGGUCGAACUCAAUUCCAACAUCGAAUUGCACUCCAUGCUUCAAGCGGAAUGGAAGCAUUGCAGAAACUAAAUCAAAAGGAAUAUGAAAUUAAUCAGACUUCAGCUGAGAAGCGGCCUUUGGUAUUUCUGUUUCCUGGACAGGGUUCACAAUUCCAUGGAAUGGGGAGACAGCUAUAUACUUCUUACCCCGUCUUUAAGAGGUCAUUUGAUCACGCCGAAUCUAUUUUGAAAGAGAUUUAUGACUUGAAGCUAAAACAUGCCAUAUGGGGCGAAGACCAGACAUUAAUAAAUUGUUCCCUUUAUUCACAAAGUUCCAUAUUCGUCAUUGAAUAUUGUCUCCUUAAAUUACUUGAGUCUUGGGGAGUCGUACCCAACGCAGUUUUAGGUCACUCACUUGGCGAAUUUGGUGCUGCAGUUGCCGCUGGAUUUAUGUCAUUGGAAGAUGGGUUGCGUAUUCUUGCAGCGAGAUGCAGAUUGAUUGAUGCUCUCCCUAACGGGAAAAUGGUCGCAAUUAAUGUAGCCUUGGACCAUGCUAACUCAUUGCUUCAAGUCUUCCUGAAGGGUUAUCAAACAAGCACAACAACGGGUACCACCACCAGGCCGAACGCCUGGUUGGAUAUUGCUGGAGUAAACUCACCUACACAGACUGUUCUAUCCGGGCCCACAUGCACGGUACUUGACUUUGCCGACUUUUGUAGGAACAACGCUGUAAAAGCACAUGUCCUCGUUGCGGAACAUGCUUUCCAUUCUCGUCAUAUGGACAAAAUGCUACAAGAGUAUGAAGACGUGCUACGCUCAAUUGAAUUCAAAUCAGGCAACGGAAUUAAAUAUAUAUCCGGAGUUGACGGAAGGGAAGUUUCAUCGAUUGACGUUGAAUAUUGGAAACGCCACACUCGUGAGGCCGUUCAAUUCUGUAGUGCCGUGGAAAAUGUGGAGAAAUGCUUUGGUCCAGGACAAAUUCUGUUCGUGGAAAUUGGUCCUCAUCCAGUUUUGUCUGCAUUAGUUCACGCUAAUAUUUCAUCCUCUUGUGACAUCAAAUGUCUCCCAACCAUGCGCAAGAAUAAGGCCACGAAGCAGGUUGAGUUGCAUUCAACCAUUUGUGCUUUAUUUGUCCAUGGAUAUCAAAUCAACUGGAAACAAUUUCAUAGAGGUCAGCCCUGUCUCAAAGUCGAUUUACCUAAUUACCCCUUUCAACACAAAAAGCUGUGGAUAUACAAGAAAAAUGACUUGGUCACUCAGUCUGAUAUUCGUCCUUGGCUUGGAGAAAGGGUAGUAUUUCCUGGAGUCAUUGCUCAAGGUCAAGGAGUAAACACUCAGUACAGGAACGAGGUCGGCCUGACUUCCUAUCCUUAUGUGGCAGACCAUAAAAUCUUUGAGUUUGUCCUUGCUCCAGCUGCCGUAUUCAUCGAAAUUGCGCUACGGGCAUCAUCGCUUCACGGGGCGACAUUCCCAAUUGUGCUGGAGAAUUUCCAGAUAAAGGCAGCUUUACAAUUCGAAAUUGAUACGGUCCAGUUGUGUACAACGGUCGUAUUUAGUAACGAUGGAACAGAUAAGAGUGGAUCCGUGAAGUCGUAUUCCAAACAGAUCAAUGCUGGAGAGCUAGAAUGGAAGUGUCACUCAACUAGUGAAUUCCAACCCGAUAAUUCGUCCUCCACUGAACUGCACGACUUGAGCUCUGAAAAUCUGGAUAUUAUUAGGCAACGUAUCAAACAAGUGGGAGACCCUAAAGCGAUCUAUGAACGUCUUAAUGACAUGGGCUACAAGUUUGGACCCACGUUUCGCAGUAUUUCAAGUUUUUGGGUGGAAAAUGAUCAACUAUUAGCCCUGGUUGACGUGCCGGGUGAGAUACGAGAGAUAUUUUCCAUCCGAUACUAUUGGAUGCAAUGUUGCAGAGCCUUCUCUGCGUAA